GUUCCACAGCGCCCACCAGAACUCCGACCCGCGGCAGUUCCGCUUCCGGUAGCACCAGAUAAAUCGCGAGAGGAGAGUAAAAACCUGCCGUUUGCAUUUAGGACCACUUCGGUUCGCGAUGGUCCGCAGUGGGAAAAACGGUGACCUUCAUCUUAAACAGAUCGCUUACUAUAAGCGCACCGGGGAGUAUCACCCAACUACACUGUCGAGUGAGAGAAGCGGCAUCAGACGAGCAGCUAAGAAAUUUGUCUUCAGAGAAAAAAAGCUGUUUUAUGUUGGAAAAGACAGAAAACAAAACCGUUUGGUAGUUGUUUCAGAAGAGGAGAAGAAGAAAGUGCUGAGGGAGUGCCAUGAGAACGGCCCUGGCGUCCAUCACGGCAUCUCCAGAACUCUGACGCUGGUGGAAUCCGGCUACUACUGGACCUCCGUGACCAAUGACGUCAAGCAGUGGGUAUAUGCUUGUCAGCAUUGCCAAGUAGCAAAAAAUACAGUUAUCGUAGCACCUCAGCAGCACCUUCCCGUGGUGGGAAGCCCGUGGAGUGUAGUUACUGUUGAUCUGCUGGGACCUUUUCAUACAAGCAACAGGAGUCAUGUGUAUGCUCUAAUCAUGACAGAUUUGUUCACAAAAUGGGUUAUGAUUUUGCCUUUAUGUGAUGUUUCAGCAUCAGAAAUCUCUAAAGCUAUUAUCAAUAUAUUUUUCCUAUACGGACCUCCUCAGAAAAUAAUAAUGGACCAAAGAGACGAAUUCAUUGAACAGAUCAAUGUAGAAAUAUAUAGAUUAUUUGGUGCAAAAGAGAUUGUAAUUUCUCAUGCUUCUGGAAGUGUGAAUCCAGCUGAAAGUACGCCUGGCACCAUCAGAACCUUCCUCUCGAAGCACUGUGCCGAGCACCCGAGCAACUGGGACGAGCACCUGCCGGCUCUCUCCUUCGCCUUCAACGUGACUCACUCGGAGCCUACUAAGAACACACCAUAUUUCCAAAUGUUCAAUCGGAAUCCUUGCGUGUCAGAGUGUCCUCCUGAAGAGGGAGGUGAAGGCACGAGUGUGUUUGCCAGAAUUGUAGCUGCGGUUAGAGAAGCUGAUGGGGUGGUGGUGAACAAGACACCAGCAGCUGGCCAGAUGGAGAAGAACAAUUUGGACGAACAAAAUAAAAGCAAAGUUGUUAAAAAGAAAGCAAAGCAGUUAAAUCCCUUUCAUUUGAAAGUGGGUCAUGAGGUUUUAAGACAGAGGAAGAACUGGUGGAAGGAUGGCCGCUUCCAGUCUGAGUGGGUCGGGCCUUGUGUCAUCGACUACAUUACAGAAAGUGGGUGUGCUGUCCUCAGAGAUAACACAGGAACCAGACUCAAACGACCUAUCAAAAUGUCCCACCUUAGGCCCUAUGUGAGAGAGUCCAGUGAGCAGGAAAGUCUUUAUCUCUUGCAAGGUUCGAUAGUGGCCGAUCAUGACUACAUUGGAUUACCUGAAAUCCCAGUUGGAACAUACCAGGCAAAUAUUCUGGUAGAAGAUGCAACUAUUGGGAUAGCUGAUAAUGAAUUAUUGAUAUCAAGCAAAGAUCAUGAACUCUUAGAAUAUAGAAAUUCCAAAAUCUCUGCAUUGGUAGAAGACCACAAUUCUCUUGAGAAACAGACUUUUAGUCUACUGGAUUCUUCAAAUCAAGUUCUCGAGUACUUAAGUUAGUAAAUACCAAAAUUAAUUUAAAAUGCUUGCAUAGAAUGUAUAUAUUUCUAGUUUGUAAGUAUUUUAUCUAUUAAAAUAUGUUGUAUAGAAGAGAGAUCCUGGUACUAUGUUAAUAACUACAUUCUGAAAGCUUAUUUUAAACCUUCCUAAAGUUGUUACACGUUUCAAUACAAAUAAAUAUAUGUAACAGAAGUAUACAAUGUGUAGAAUUCAGAAAUUUCUCAGAGAACUCACAAAUUAACAUUGUUAGGAAAUAAAUUCUAAUAGAGAAGUCUCAUCUUUUUCUAUAUUGAUACUGUAUUUUCUCUUCUAAUUUUUCAGAAAUAUAUUUCCCUUUUAAAUAAAUUUAAACUGAUUAUAGUUUA
Messenger RNA from Apodemus sylvaticus (European woodmouse), 2040 nucleotides. It is a transcript of the gene Gin1, whose product is annotated as gypsy retrotransposon integrase 1. Gene Ontology annotation, biological process: DNA integration. The record is from RefSeq and is a predicted model, not a curated record. The coding region runs from base 119 to 1675 and encodes 518 amino acids. NCBI's taxonomy places the organism in Eukaryota, Metazoa, Chordata, Mammalia, Rodentia, Muridae. The transcript has 8 exons. Gene Ontology annotation, molecular function: nucleic acid binding.